Molecule: messenger RNA, 8142 nt
Organism: Myotis myotis
Lineage: Eukaryota; Metazoa; Chordata; Mammalia; Chiroptera; Vespertilionidae
Gene: CRHBP
Product: corticotropin releasing hormone binding protein
Exons: 7
Coding region: 5133-6107 (324 amino acids)
Biological process (GO): hormone-mediated signaling pathway; negative regulation of corticotropin-releasing hormone receptor activity; negative regulation of corticotropin secretion
Molecular function (GO): corticotropin-releasing hormone binding
Source: RefSeq, a predicted model, not a curated record
AUUAAAAGUUAUAAUACAUAUAAUAAAGGCUUUCCAGGCAUUUAUAUAUAAAAUACUAUGAGUAGAGGGCAGUUAAAUCUGUUGCUCAGAGUUUGUGGAAGGAAUGAAGCAAGGGAAGCAAGGAAGGAAGGAAGGAAGGAAGGAAGGAAGGAAGGAAGGAAGGAAGGAAGGAAGGAAGGAAGGAAGGAUUGGUAGACGGGGAAGCAGGCUGGCUGGUGACAGGGGUCCCACAAAAGUAAGAAAAGGAGGCACCACAGAUAGCUAACCACUGCCUAGCUUGCAGUUUUUCCUGUUGCUUUCCUUAUUUAGAGCUGUCGUGUCACUCCACAUAACUGGCAGGCUUUUCUCCUUUAGAUCUAUUCUAAGACACUAAAUGAGACUCUUCACACUUCAUUUCUCUUCCGUCAGAGGAGAGGCUGAUGUGACGUGCAGAUGCACGUCACCUCUGCCCAGUGACAAACACCAGCGGCUCUGGCCCGGCUGUACUUUUCCCCUUGAUGCAGGCAGUGAGGAUUAUUAAAUGGCAUUUCAUUAUGAUCGCCGGCUCGAUGUUAGUCAUGGCAUAAUUUAGAGGCAGCCUGAAGGGAGUUGAGAUAACAAUGUCACUCCAAAGUCAGGAAGCCAUUGCACAAACAGCAACCCCAAGCUUUGCAGCUAGUGCUGCGUCCUGCUUUGGACAGCGUCACCUCGUUUUUUGCUCCUAGUUUGGUAAUUUUUUAAAACCUAAAAUAUAAUUUUUUUGAAUUAAUUUCCAAGGCUGUUGUCUUUGAAGGAUUGAUUACUUGGCUGAAUAUAGAGGGAUCUUUUUAGUCUAGACUUUGUUUCUGACUCACUGUGAUAACCUGGGCAGAUCUUUUAAUCUCUUGUCUUUCCUCCCAUCACCACUGUUUGUUUGGAAACCUUGUCAAAUCAUUGCUUUCUUAUUCUCAGUGUCCCCACACCUUAACAGAUGAUAUUAUUCAACAGUCCUUGAUAUAGAAUCAAAAUGCUAUUCUCCAAGCAGUUCCUAAUUAUCUCCUGUUUCUGCUUUAUAACUUCAACUUUCCCCCCUUUCCUUAAUCUUCUCAAUUCUACUGCUCUCUACAUUCAGCUUUUCUCUCUGAUGCAGCUAAGCCACUGCCCAUUAAGGGACAUAAUCUUUAAUGGGAUCCAUUUCUAGCUAGCCUUUUGAAAUGCAGUUCUGUAAUUAUACUUUAACUUAGUUCUCUCUUUUUCUAACUAUGGCUUUUAAAGUCUGUUAAUGUUCUAAUUGGAAGCCAUUCAUUAUAUUUUAAUAAUAAUAUGAAAACAUAUGCUUUGCAUGCACUCUUAUAAAAUCAUCAUUAGAAGGAAAACCCUAGUGAUGAAGACAUAAUAUGAUUGGCAUAAUUUAAUAAUAGCUACCAUUUAAGGCUAUUCUCUAUGUAGGAGAUAUAUAAUAUUUAAUUCGUGCAAUAAAUUCCCAGUGAGAAAAAUAAUUUUACAGGUGAGAAAACUUAUGAUCAAAGAGGUCACUAAGCCAGGGCUUUUGAUUUUGAUUUUUUUUUUUUUUUACUCUGUUGAAGAUACCCAUUAUUUUGUGAAUCCAGGAUCCCUUUUUCUGGAAAUUGCUUCUCUUUUUUCCAUCCAUAUGGCUGUCAGGGGAACAGUCAUGUUGUGACAGGGUCCUAUCCCCUGGCUUUGAAGCCUUUCCCACAAAGUUUUGUGGACUGGGGAUUAAGGGAAUAUUGGUUCAGGGUAUUUUUAUUUGUCAAGUUGUAACAUGUGAAGCUUAGGAAUCUGUUGGUGGCUUAUUUACAGGCAUAUAGACUGAGAUGUGGGGUGAAGGCAGCCUGGAAUAGAGACAGGGAGGCAGGAUUUUAGCCCCUGCUUCCUGAUUUCUGUCUAUGUAUUGGUGAAGGUAUCCCUGUGUCCUGAUAAUAUUUCCCCUUUUUGCUUAACUUCUGAUUUGCUGUCAGUCACUUGCUACCCUCAAAGUCCUAAUGUUUAGUACUGCUGGUCGUCUUAACCAUAGCAAAAGAAGAUAAUGGAUUUGGGUUGAAAAUCACUGACAUUUGAGGGUUUAAUUCAAAGGCUAAUGGUUCCCCAAGUGUAUUGGUUUAGGUUCUUCCUUCUUGAUCCCAAACUCAUCUGAAAAAGAAAUUAAACCUAUUAAAAAGGGUUGCAUUAAAAAAUAGCCAAAUUCAUUCAAAGAGCAAGUCAUUUUGAAAACCAUUGAAAGUUAGUUGUUGUUGCUGUUGGCUAAAUGAGUUUUAUUCAAUCAUCUUCAUUUAUUUCUUAAAGAACUCAAUCAGAUGUCCCAUUUCCCAACACCUCAACAUAUCAGGCAGCAAAGGGAAAAGGAAAAUUUCCUAAAGCAUGGAUUGUGGUAUUCUCUGUUGAAGUGAUUAAUGAAAGAAUAAGUUCACUAUUACAGAUAAGGAAUUCUUUGAGAAGGUCUUUGCAGCAACUCUAAAAUAGAAAGAGAUUUGGGAUUGUGUAGUUUUUGCUGCUUCUGACACCUUGGUCCAUAAGCUUACACUUGGCUGUCACAAUGACAUCAUAGGUCACGUGGGUGACUAUAGAGUACCCUAGUGUUCUACUUAGUAGUUCUCUGCCUGUGCCUCUUCAGGCUCAGCAGUUUAAAACUUGCCCCACUCCCAUGUUCAUGGAUUAUAUAUGGAUCUAGAUUGUGUGGCCACCUCCACCUUCAGGUUUAACACAGGUGACAAUUUGCACUGGGGCUUUACAAAAGAAAAAAUGUCUUCAUCUUAGGUAACAAAAAGAAGGUCUUAACCCUGCCUGACAAUAGUUUAAGACCUAAAAAAAACAAUGAUCAGGGACUGCAUUAAAUCAGCAUUGGAGAGGUUGUCUUCGAAAAUACAGAGAAAAACUAAAAUGCGUGCAGAGAAUGGAGGUGAAUAUACAGGUCAUUCCAACAGCAGACUGGGGACUCUGAGUUUACUAAGAAUAUAUUUCAAAAUAACCAGUCAAUUUGAUUGAACAAAUAGCUUUCAAAUAUUAAGCUAGUUGUUUGAAUGACCAAAUCAGUGGAUGAAAAUAAUUUAUAUUCAGUUCUCAGACAUAGACCUACUUAUUAUCCAGAAACGUUUUCUUUCUGUCUAAUCUAAAUUACUCUUCCAUUGUUGUCACCCAUUUUUAAAGCCUUUGCUAAUAGAGAAUGGCUAUCUGGCUUGUUUUUGUCUUCCAAUUCUAUCUUCUUAGUUUCCCUUGUAGAGUCUAGUUUUCAUCCUUCAGUUACUCUUAAAAGCCAAGCCAAACCAAACCAAACAAACCAACAAAAACCAGAUAAAAGUCACAAUGCAGUUCUCAUUGGCUUAGUAGAUUUUUGCCAGGCUAGUGAAAAUUACACAUUAAUUUCCCCACAUAGGAUUUGGUGGGAAUAAAGUACAUCCCUUUGCUAUACUUGUGGCUUAUUAGGUAAAAUAGGAUGUUGCCCAUUUGUGGUUAUGUUUGUCCUGCUUCAUCCCAGCUCUUCCUGUGUGUGGUUCCUGCGGGGGGAGCAUCAUGAAUGCACAUUAGGAACAUUAUUAUUGUCCAUGAGUGUGUGUGUGUGUGUAGGGGCAGGUUGGAGAAGAAUGUCUCAGUGGUGAUGUAGCAAAGCCAGACCCCCCAAAGUGGGAUAAAUGGGGUUCUCCAAGCUGAGUAUUCUGGGAGCUGGCCAAGGCCAUCACUAGGUUGGAAGGAGACUGGGCUAGGGCUUACAGAAUGAGUGUGCCUGAGCCUCCCUCUGGGCACAGACUGCUGGGAGACAGACUUGAAACUGGCCUGGUAUGUUGGGGUUAAACCAUUUAUUUUUCUCCUCUUUUAUUCCUCUUGGGUUUCUUUAUUCCCUCUCUAAAAUUUAGACAUCUGUACAACCCUGGGAUGGGGAGGGAGGCAUGGUGGCCAGUGUUCAUGACCUUUGGGGGAACUUCCCUCUCAUGCUCUCUGUGGUCUAAGGACUACUACAGAGUUGGACUAUGGUAAGAAGGCCUCCUGUUUAAAUAGCUAAGGGGCAGUCCCUGCAGAGCUCAGAAUUGUCUUAAAUAUGAAAAUAUCAAGUUCUGACACCACUAGGUAAAUCAUUGCUUAAUUUUGAGUAUUCAUAAACUAAAAAUAGAACCAUUUCCUUGCAUUAAAACCCUGUGUUAUGGUCUCGUUAUCUGUAAUAAUUUCAUAACAAUGCAAGCUAUGGUAGUUGUGUUUUCUGUCAGGCAGUGGUAAAGCAACAUGAAAGUUUUUAGGAAAGGGGUGAGAAAGGUGAAUGUGGAAUGUCCCCACAUUUCCCACAAUUUUAUACAUAAAAGAGAAGCAAUUCUCUUCAUAUGUAAUUAGCAAAGAUAAGCUUAUUCUUAACUUAUUUCUGAGUCACUAAGUCAUUUGGUUCGCCCUGUACAUUGGCUGAUGAGCAGUUAUAAUUAAGCUUUGGGCAGUUCUUUCCACACGAACAUUAAAGUAAUUCAGGUAUUUGAAGGUGUGACAUGGAAUGACUUCCUCUCUCAGUGGUUCAGUAGCUGCUGUGUCCUGGCCCCCAUUAGCUGGCCCAGGAGUGUCUGCCGUAUAUACAUUCAAGCUAAGUGACUACCCCUCAGCUAAAAUCCAGGAGCACACAGACGCCAGAGUUAGCUUUCCAUUAAGGGAAUGCUUACAAGAAACUGGCCCAGGAUAAAGCAAAGGCUAAGGGACAGAAAGAAAGCUUGAAUUACAUUAUUGCAAUAUUCUGCAAAAUCAGAUUUCGGCGUCUGUCCUGCUUCUCUUUGGAGCUGAAAACGCCUUGAGUUUCUCCCUGAGAAGCAUGAGCAAUUGCGUAAGUACUGUAUUUUCUGACAAUUUCCAGCACGAGUCCAUCCAAGAUUACAGGCAAGGCUGCAUGAUAAGGUUAUUAUGUGUUUGGGUAUUUUAUACAUGAGUGUAACCUUGUCACCUUGCUUUGCAAAACCAAAAAUCCCCUGUGUAUGCCCAGGAGAGGAGAAUUCAGCAUUUGCCAGGCCCAGCAAAAUGCCCUCCCUUAUUCUCUUUCCCGGCCUCACUGCUUCUCCCACACGUGGAUUCAGUAAGUUGUAAGAGUCUGAAAUCAUGCUUGCUGAAUAAUGCUAGCCCACUCUGAAAAUUUGGGAGAGAGCUGGACCCUCGUCAUCACCACGCACUGUGUCACCGAGGCAGGGUAACCCAUGGUUACUGAGCGCAGAUCAGUGAAGGAGCAGGCAGCCUUCCCUCCUCACUGCUGUAUAAAAGAGACCCGGGCAGGGGACCCCGCCAGCUUCCAGCUCUCAGCCGGACGAGGUGUGGAGUGGAGCACACUAGCUGCUGGCGGAGGCAGGACCAGCAUGUCUCCUUCCUUCAAACUCCGCUGUCGCUUCAUCCUGAUCUUCCUGGUGGCUCUGAGAGGGGAGAGCCGAUACCUGGAGCUGCGGGAAGCCGGGGACCACGACCCUUUCCUGCUCCUCAGCGCCCACCUGAAGCGGGAGCUGGCGGGGGAGCCGCUGUACCGCCGCGCUCUGCGGUGCCUGGACAUGCUGAGCCUGCAGGGCCAGUUCACCUUCACCGCCGACCGGCCGCAGCUGCACUGCGCUGCCUUCUUCAUCAGCGAGCCCGAGGAGUUCAUCACCAUCUACUACGACCUGGUCUCCAUUGACUGCCAGGGCGGGGACUUCCUGAAGGUAUUUGACGGUUGGAUUCUCAAAGGGGAGAAGUUCCCCAGUUCCCAGGACCACCCUCUCCCCACAACUGAGCGGUACAUAGAUUUCUGUGAGAGUGGUCUUGGCCGAAGGAGCAUCAGAUCCUCCCAGAACGUGGCCAUGAUCUUCUUCCGGGUCCAUGAACCAGGAAAUGGGUUCACAUUAACCAUCAGGACAGUUCCCAACCUCUUUCCCUGCAACGUCAUUUCCCAGACCCCAAAUGGAAGGUUCACCCUGGUGGUUCCACAUCAGCAUCGAAACUGCAGCUUCUCCAUAAUUUAUCCUGUGAUGAUCAAAAUAUCUGAUCUCACCCUGGGACACUUAAAUGGCCUGCAGUUAAAGAAACCUGCAGCAGGCUGUGGGGGGAAAGGAGACUUUGUGGAGCUCCUGGGAGGAAGUGGAUUGGACCCUUCCAAGAUGAUGCCUGUAGCAGAUCUCUGCUAUCCCUUUCAAGGCCCUGAUCAUUAACCAGCUAGAUGAUGAAGCUGUAAAUCAGACAUCCUUUGAUCAGCUGUUGCCUGUUUUAAUUAAAACCAUUUCUGCACCCCAGUAUUUUUUCUCUCUGAGCUAAUACUGGGACCUUAAUAAACAAAACAUCUCUGUAAUAGAAUUAAUAUGCAUCGGUAACCACUAAGGCUCAACAUGUGGUGUCCACCGUCCCCAUUCUACUCCUGUAUAAAAGAGCUUCGGAUGAGACUUAAGGCAGGACUGGGGCCAGGGCAAGCUUGAUAAUCAAGGUAAAGGCAAGAGGUUUCUAAGAACUCACUUUGCUGAAAACACAGGGGUUAUUUAAUGCUAAUUUACACUUGAGCUCUGGUUUAAACUGUCAGUGCAAGUUGCUUCUCUUGCCCUUUGCAUGUGUUCCCUGAGGCAAUGCAUCCUUCCAUGCCAGUGGGAGAUGUGUGUGAGGAUUAGAUUAAAGAUGAUCAAACACCCAUACCUUAUAUAAUUUAGAUCAUUGAGGCCAGAGUAAUUUUGGUGCUUGAAUUAUAUGAUUUGAAUUAGGUAAAAUGGUAAGACUAAUGCCAAAAAAACACUUUUGUCUAAAUUAUCCAGAUGAUUGAAACUAGUCUUAAGAUAAUUUGAAGGCUUGAAUUCUGUGACUCAUUGUUUCAUUUUAACUUCACUUUUUUCUUUCAUUCACCAUGUUUCCAUGAGCCCCUCCUAAGCUGUUCAGACAAUGAAGAACUAUUAGGGACCCUGCUCUUUCAAUUGGACUUUCUUAGUAAUUAUGUCAAAUAAAUAAUAUGCACAUGAACUAAAGGAAAUGGGGAAUGUUAUGUAGAUUAAAGUUCAGAGCAAGAUCAGAAAAAGAAUGACCUUCCAAGUCAUUUAAGGAAAAUUAAAUUUGAGCCUCCUUGUAGAAGCAUAAUGCAGACUCCCUGGUUCUUAUAUUAAGAUAAUGUCUCCAAAUUGACUUUUACCUCAAUACGUAACUGUCUGGCAGUUUUAUUUCAUUUAAAAUCAGGCACCUGUUUGUCAAGUACCAGUUAUACAAUAAUGCUAGUGUUUCUCAGAGACAAAGUGGGUGGAGGGAGAUUAAGUAGAUUAAAACAACAGAAAGGAUUAUUAUAGGGCAGAUAAAUCCUGUCUCAGGAGCCAGCCUGAGGCUGGAAGAGUAAAAUAGAAGUAAUUUUUAAUAAAAAUGAUGAGUUUCAAUAUAUAACCACUCAGGUACAUCUGUACCAGAAGAUACAUAAACAUUGUCAGAUGCUUAUACUGAUAAUGGAUAAGAUUGGAUUUAAGAGAAGUAAGGAUAUCAAUAGUCAUUCCUUCUAUGAAGCACAGGAAAAAAAUGAGAGAGAAAUGGAAAAAUGAGAAAAAAGGUAGGUGGACAAUGGGACAAAUGAGAGAAAUGGAAAAAAUCAGAAAAAUGUAGGUGGACAAUGGGACAAAAUGAAUAUAUUGAGUGUGGUCUAUCUAAAUCAUGCAGAAUAUUUUUGUUUAUAUGUAAAACAACUAUUAUCUAGGCUCAGAAAAUAAUAAACAGGUGAUCUUUUUGGUCAACAUCAAUGUUUAGCAUUACAAUUUAGCCUCCAACCUGCCCAUUAAAUAUCACUUGCACCCCCAGAUGUUAUGACAACCAAAAACUACCCCUGCUAAUUUCUAGCCUGGCUCUGGAAGGCAGUACUGUCUCCGCUGAGAACACUGAACUAGAGUGAAGGUUAGUGUGGAGAGGCCCCUGCCUUUACCACCAGAGCCUUGCAGGUGGAAUGUGAAAAGCGCAAGGAAACAUCCUCUUGCCUCUCUGCAGCCAGAUUUGUUUGGCUAACGGUGUUCUUGCACAUGAAGAGAAACGCUGAGAUCAGUGUCACAAUUCUGAAGUUAAUUCUGUAUUCUAACAAACAUGAAAACAAAAACGUUUCCCCUCCUGGCAUGGUUUGAGCCCAUGAAAAGAAGAUACAAGCUCUCGCUUUCUUUGAGUUUUUAAAUGAUCUUAUUGACAGAAGUGGUUUUGCUGUGUGGUUUCUAACUUGCUGGGAAACUUGUACUUUUUCCAUGA